AUGGAAGAGGAGGAGGAAAAGCCCUGGAGAUGCCGCACAAGGAGGGGCUGGAAACGCAGUCCAGGGAGCUGCAAGGAAGAAAGAUCCCCCCAGUGCCAGGAACACAGCCAGAGAUCAAGCCAAAGCUCAGAGCUGGGGGAGAAGCCCCACAAGUGCUUGGAGUGUGGGAAGGGUUUCAGGUGGAGCUCCCACCUGCUCCAGCACCAGGUGACCCACACUGGGGAAAAGCCUUAUGAGUGUGGGGAAUGUGGGAAGAGCUUCAGCCAGACCUACAGCCUGAGGAAACACCAGAGGAUCCACACUGGGGAACGGCCCUAUGAGUGUGGGAAAUGUGGGAAGAGCUUCAGAGAUAUCUCUAACCUGAUGCAACACCAGGUGAUUCACACUGGGGAACGGCCCUACACCUGCUUGGAAUGUGGGAAGAGCUUUGGGUGGAGCUCUGACCUGAGAAAUCACCAGCUCAUCCACACUGGGGAGAGGCCCUACGAGUGUCCCCAGUGUGGGAAGAGGUUUCAGCGCAGCUCCCAUGUCCUCCUACAUGAGCGGAUUCACACAGACGAGAGGCCCUUCCGCUGCCCCGACUGCGGGAAGGGCUUCAAGCACAACUCCAACCUCACUGCCCACCGGCGCAUCCACACUGGGGAGAGGCCCUACGAGUGUCCCCAGUGUGGGAAGAGCUUCUCCAGGGGCUAUCACUUGACCCAACACCAACGGGGGCACCAGUAAGGGAAGCCCUGUGAGUGCC
Cyanistes caeruleus (blue tit) is the source of this 745-nucleotide messenger RNA. Lineage: Eukaryota; Metazoa; Chordata; Aves; Passeriformes; Paridae. The record is from RefSeq and is a predicted model, not a curated record.